Molecule: messenger RNA, 3405 nt
Organism: Amphiprion ocellaris (clown anemonefish)
Lineage: Eukaryota; Metazoa; Chordata; Actinopteri; Pomacentridae
Exons: 6
Coding region: 216-1358 (380 amino acids)
Source: RefSeq, a predicted model, not a curated record
UGUUAUAAACAUUCAAGAUGGGGGCGGUCGGCGCUGUUUCCUGCUGUGUGGUUUCGUCCAACCGCCACCAACGAAGAAGAAGCUCCCGGUCGGGGAGGAAGAACCGGUAAAGCUCCGUGAAUCAGAGCGGCUCUGACAUAUGGCAGAGCCGGUUCGGUGGCAAGUUUCAGCUGAAAUAUUUCCCCCGCAGUAGCCGCCGUCCUCCUGUGGCUCUCAUGGCGGAGGUAGCAGAGAACCGCGGCCCUCCGGCGGCUGGAGGCGACCGGACACGGAGCGACCCUGACACGAACCCGGCGGGCGGCUGGACAGGUGACCCGGUGGUGGCGGUCCCUCGGGGGCUGCGGUCCCCGAACCAGGACCGGGGGAAGAAGUUGGUCCUUCAUGUGGACCUGAACAACACCAUCCUGGUGUCGGACGCGGUGACGGCUCAGGGGACGGUGGCGGCUCUGGACUGCUUCCUGACCACCGUCACCUGGGGGCGGAUGGACAAACACGGAGCCUGGGAGUGGCUGAGUGACUUUCCCUCCCUGCUGCCGCCCUGCAGCGAUGCCGUUAGCUUCUACUCCCAGUUCGGACGGUUGCCUGGUUUCACCUCCGCCGCUGGGCGACGCUUCCGUUCGGUUCUGGACGAACAUCUGGACCUGCUCCGCUGGCCUGAAGGCACCAAGGGCGACAGAGAUCUGUCUGUGAAAGGGGAAGAUGGACGUUUGUACCACUGGAUCUUGCCGUCCUUCUUCCAGCUGCUCAGGGACCUGGUCCAGGAAGGACGGGAGUUCGCUGUCGUGUUCCGUACGUUCGGAACCGAUCUGCCUCGAGUGCUGAGAGCCAUGAACCGAGCGCUGAACGAAGGAAGUCACCCGCUGUUCCCCGACCUGCCCGACCUCAAGCUAAGUGUGGAUUUGACUCCAGGAAAGAUCCGCUGCAACAGGAAGGGAAUCGUCCUGAGCCGAGCCGAGGACCGAGUGUCGAGUCGGGACGGAGAGAGAAGCCUGUACCAGUACUUCAGCUCUUUCCAGGGCCUGGGGGGCUUCCAGGACCACUUCGACUGGUGGGUCACUAACACCUUCUCCAUCCGUGGGGGGAAGCCGCUGUGGGUCGACCCGUUUGACCAGAACGUUCAGCACAUCUUCAUAGACGACAACAUCCGGCAGAACGACGAGGACACCAUCGUUAAUCCAAAGGUGUUCUUGGAGGCGGGUGGCACUGAGACCCGUCCUGCCUGCACCUCUGAGCUGUACGACCUCACGCUGGUCCAGACCGACCUGCUCCAGGCCAUUUCUGACCCCAGCUACUUCACCCAGCGCAUCCACAUCUGUCUGAAAAACUAUGAGAGGAACCUCCAGCAGGGGGAGGGCUAGAAAACUCCUCCUACUUCCUGUUUGUCUCCAUGGUAACCUCCAGGUGUGCAGAAACUGUAGGUAGGACUGAGAUAAAAACACAAACGUAGGACAGUUACAUGAAUGUAUGAGAGGAUUAUAGUUUUAUGAAGAUCAGAUAUUCUUAGAAAGUGGAACUGAGAGGUGAGAUGGAUUGGAAUUCAUGUGAAACGCUUUAAAAACCACUUGAUCUUUUCCAGAACGGGGAUAAAAGGAUGUCAGCUUCCACAAAAAGCUCUUCACACAGCCCUCAAGUGAACCGACACUUUUGAAUUAAACUGAUCUAAAGUCAGUGUGACUAAUCAGUCGGCGGGUUCAUUGCUGUAACUCUCUCAGAUUUGUGCCAUAAUUGGGGUCAGAUAUGAAGAAAAAUGAGCAGAAUCCACCGGCUUCACUUCCUUCUUUGUUGUUUACAUCCAUGCAGAAACCCAAAACCUGAUACUUGAAUACUUCCAGACUGAUCACUGAGCAAACUGAGCUUUAAUGUGACUUCCUCGCCAGAAAAUGACACAAAAAUGAGGUUUUAAAACGAUGCAAUUCUCCGGUAACAAUAAUCCACCGCAGCAGUUUGAUUACACAAACAAAAAGCUUCUCGAGGCGCCGAGUCGCGUCAUUAGGAGUUAUUUUCUGCAGGUUUAAUUAUCAGAAAGCUCCUGUGUGGAAUAUUUAACAGGUGGUGUGGAAGUUGUAGCAUUUUGAGGGUUUUUAAGAAUAUAUCUAUCGUUAAGCUUCCAGGGAGGGUUUUUUUUUUUUUAAUUGCUUUAUUUUUCUCAGGUCAGUUUUAAAGAGAAGCUAACAGUAGCAGUAAUAUAAAUGCAGGCUGGGGGAUGAAAUCAGCAUUUUUCAGGAUGUAAUAAGUGGAUUUCUUUUCAAUUAUGAACAUGCAAAUGAAGAUACUGGUAAACUGGAAUAAAACUGAAUGGUUUGGGUUCGUUUUCAUGACAAAAUUUCACCGUUUAACACAAUUUAUACUGAUCGUUUAAAAUAACAUAAAUUACAUUAUCAUGCUGUCAAACAGUCUUCAGAGGUCAUUUUUGAAAUAAAUAUACAAGUAAAGAAGCUACUAUUUGAACUGAUGCAGCUUUUUGAAUGUUCUCUUUAACUAUAAACCAGUUUUCAUCCAAAAAUAGUGCAAGUUUUAGACAAAUUUUGAGCAAAUCUGCAAAAUAAUAUGAGAAUUAAUGCUUGUUUUAAUUAGCAGUGAUGCUAAUUCUACAUUUUUAUGCAUCUGUCAAAGAAAAGUGAAGAUAUUUCCUCCAAACAAGACAUUUCUUGUUAGUUUCAUGUUUGAGGAAGGGCACAGAUUCCUGAAGAAAUGAUGUUUUUCAUGACCUUUAGUGGAAAUUGGAGUCUAAUGCUUCAUGCAAAACAUCUUUGUUUUUGCUGAGCUCACUUCCAUUAAACUUCAGUGCGUUGUUCCGUUCACUUUAAAACUUUUUUCUUUUUUUUUAAGCAAUUUUCUCUUUUUUUACUGUCAUUUUUCUUGUGCAAUUUAAAAACAGACUCAUGGAAACACAUCUUACACAUUUAGACUUUAUACUUCAGUAAAUUCUGCAUUUAAAUGAGGCUAAAUAAUGAGUUUUGUCUUCUUCAAAGCAUCAGACCUCAUACAUUUCUGUCAUUUGUGUACAUUUGGAACAGUAAGCGACUGUAUUGUUGAAAUGCAAACAUUGAUUCAGUGAUUUCUGCGGUUAGCAUUGAAGCUAAUGAGGCUGUUUCUCUCAGAACAGAGGAACAAAUGAUGCAUUUACUUUACUUUUCAUGCAUAAAAAGCAGAAUAUAAGAGGCCAGUUUUGUCUCUUUGCAAUUUAAUGUUUCACAUCUUGGAAAUCUGUUAUGAAAACUAAGCCAAAGGUUACAGAAAACACUGCAGUAAAUCUGUGAAAUGAGGUCACAUCCACAUAUUUUUAUCACUAAAUGUGAUGCUGUUGUGUAUUUAAACCCUCAUUGAAACUGGGUUUGUUUAUUUAUUUUCCUGAUGUUAAAUAUUAAAACACAGUUAAAUAAAAUGUUUGAGCUUUUUGUUAAA